AUGAAUUUACCGGACGUUUCUGCGUUGAGUCUUCAUGACCCAGGGCCAUCCUUGUCACAUCUAUUCCCAAAUAACAUCGAAAUACAAGAUGACCGAUAUCUUCAAAAACUCAAGUCAUACGCCAAGUCGCUACCCUACACAAUUGAACCGUACUCAAAGAUGAUGGACAUGCUGGAUUUUAUCGUUCUCAGAAUUGUGCAAUGCGUCGAAGCCAAGGAUUAUGAGGUCGGAUUUUUACAAUGGGACAGUAUGCUUUCAUACUGGUCAAUGCUUAAAUAUCCCAUUCCAAAGGAUAGACGGAUUGCGCUGGCCAAAAUCUACUUUUAUGUCGGCAUCACUCCUGGCAUGCCAGCUCAAAUCAUUGCGACCUGUGCGGACGGCUUCAAAAUCCUUACCCAGUCGAAGAAGAAAAUAUCCAUCGAAGACUUAAGGCUUCCUUGGAAGCCUAUAUACAAUAUACUCAGCCAAGAUCUGUUCUUGUCUCGUAGACAAUUUGAAUACACUCAGUUAUCCUGGUGCAUGGGUUACAUCGCUGAAAACUCUCGACGAUUCUUCCAUCCCGCCGCCAUCGAUGAGAUGCUCUCUACGUUCAUACCGUUGAUUAACGGAAGCCAGUUAGAUACCAUCCUCUCAUCCCAGUACUACCUUCUGUCGUUUUUACCGUUGAGUCACCCUCAGUCGUAUCUGCCGAUGUUACUUCGCAUUUGGGAGUCUAUUAAUUCCUACAAAUAUGAUGAGCGUAUGCUGCACUUUCUCUCCAAACUCGCAGAAAUGCAUGUUUCUCCGGAAGUCAGUGAUCCUCGUAAAAUUCAUAGUAUUCCAGACGAUGAGAGGUCUGAAGAUGAAGGUAGACUGAAUGGGUCCAAUGAUACCAAUUUGAAGGAGGAUGCGUAUUGGCCAGGGUUGUACAGGGAUGUUGGUAUCUUCAGCGAACAUGAGUGGAGUUUACUGAUGUGCAAGUGUUUGGCUUCCAUGGAGAUUCCCCUUGCAGAUACAGGGUCCCUCACCACAGGUCCGUCCGCUGACAACCAAGCUGGCUUUGAAAUCGGACGAUUGCCAAAACCGAGCUGGCGAAUCCCGUCCCUUGCUAAAAUCAUAGUCUAUUCUAUGGCACCUGAUGGACUACCAGCUCCUCCUUCAAAUGCCCCCACUCCAUUAUUUUCCCCCUCCCCGUCGGGAAUGAACACUCCAUCAAUUGGUAGUAGCACCCUCGGGGAAUACCUUUCUGCACCUUUAGGUAAAGGUGUUCAAGGCAAGGGGAAGACCUAUCUUGCUGGCUCGAAGGCCCUUGAUUCUCUCGCGAGACUAAUUGCGUCAGUGGAAAGCUUUUUCCAUCCAACUAAUUCGGGCGAUUGGACCACAGAUUUGAGCGCGUUCAUCAAAUUGAUCGCUUAUAACUUCAAUAAACGAUGGUAUGAAGAGCGUCAACCCGACUGCGAAACCCCCUUGAACCGGCGAUUAUCGAGAGCGAUGAAGAGAGAGCUGGUAAAGUCCCUCCGCACCGUCGUCUUACUUGCCAUGUUUUCCGAAGAUUCCGGGACCGUAUCUAACAUCCAGAGUUGUCUGAAAUCCAUGUGUGUAAUGGAGCCGGAUCUGAUUCUCCAUCCUAUUCUCGAGCGCGCUAUCCCAUCUUUAGAAGCUUUGACUGAAACACAAAGGACGAUCGCGGUCAUCAAAGCUUUGGGAGCUGUGGCUCCAGCUAUCGUUUGCCGCGAUGUCUAUUACCCUGGAGCGAAGUACUUGAUUCCUAUUCUGGAUCUACUGAUUCCAGGCAUUGACUUAAAUGAUCCGUCCAAAACUCUUUGUACUACCGCGUUCUUGGUAGAGAUAUCACAGUACAUCCAGUUCAGUGAUCUGAGUGAUACAUCGGGAACAAUACCGACACCUACAGAACACAAUCCGCAGCAGAACGAAUUCGCGAAAUCAUCUGGAAAGCUUCCCUCUUUCGAACUCAAUGGAUUCGGGGAUCUGGUAUCAGAUAUGGAGUCUCGGUUAUCACCCGACGAAGAAGACACGCUACUGAAGGACUCGACUGCGAGCUUUGCGGAUUGGCUCGCUAAUUUUAUUCGACGAGUCAUUCAGCUCAUGGAAAAUCUUCCAGAAGAAGGCCCUGAUGGGAAAUCGGGCGGUACCACCGAAGCUCAAGUUGUUGAUUCUGUUGUUGGCGCCUGCAGCCAAAUCUGUGUUCAUCUUUCUGAGCCUCUCUAUGAUCUAGUGCUGAAGAUGGUGUUCGACUACGCAAGCACCAAUGUUCGAACCAAUGCUGUCCGAGCCAUACAUCAGCUGGUUGAAUGCGUUGCUAACGCUAAUCCUGAUAAAACAUUGGCGAUGUUCUUUCCGUUCUGUGCGCAUAAAAUUCGACUUGAGCUCGAGAAUGGAGCUGGCUCGUUGCGGACAACUUCAUCCUCUAUCCCAAUCCCAUCGGAUGCGACGUUGCAUUGGAACCUUGCAAUACUCCGGGGGACUGUGUUCAACGACGGCCGGGCUGUGGUUAAGUAUAGGAACGAAUUGCUGUCAUUGGUGCAGUUGUUGCAUGCUAAGAUUUACUCGAAGCGCGGUUUCUCGUGGACUGGAAAAUUCCUUUCGAGCAUGCUGUUGACACUCACGCAUACAUAUCCGUAUGAAAACAAGUUUGUAAACCCAGAGGAAUGGGAAAGUGAAGAAUUUCGCCAAACACAUCAUCAGCAUUGGGGAAAACUAUACGCUAAGGAAGAUGUGACUCCCCAGAUCUCUUGGCAUGUUCCUGACGAUGAAGAGAUCGACUUCGCUAUUGAGGUUUUCAAGAAACUCAUAGAGCCUACACUGGCAACAUUGGAGCACUUACUAUCGGAAUCUGGUGACGAUAGAGAUGCAUUAUGGCGCAAUGAUUUUUGCAGACAUCUAAGUUUGGUUCGUUAUGCCUUUGGAGGUGUACCGACCUUGAUGAAAUAUCAUGUUCGUCCGGAGGAUCUUGCAUACGCAGCCGAAACAAGCGACAUCUUGGAUGAAAUUCCAGAAAUGUUAGCCUCUCUUGAGGCAUUGAAUGCGGGUUUCUGUUUGACCGACCCUAGCGACCCCCGACAUCAAUAUAUGUCCGGAUUGCGAUGGAGAUUCGGGGAAUUUCUUCAUAGGGCUUCGGUUUCUCUCCGACAGCAGGGCGAAGAGAAUACCGUCGACGCCGUGCAUAUGCUGUUGCGGUCCAUCCGAACUUACAUGCUUGAGUAUGGAGAUAGUAGAGAUGGUUAUUUUGUCAACGAGGAUCAGUACGUAUCGACGAAGAAUGUAUCACGCCUGUAUGCUCAGCAACGAGAUUGGCCAAGGGCGGUUUAUGUCCGACGAGCGAGAUUUUAUCACUCAGCGCGUUUACGAUGGAACUCGAUCGACCGAUUACGGGGACCUUUAGAAGAUUCCCUGAUUGACGAUGUGACGCAGUGGUCAAUGUGGCAUUAUGCCAAAGUGCGAAUUUCCAGUCAGUCUCUUCUUGAGAGCUUCUCUCUAUCAUACGACGGCGUUCGACGAAGGGCCCUUCCGCUUUUUUACCAUGCUUUGGAGUUUGAUACCGAUGAUGACGAUCGUAUGAAAGGAGCACUUUGGUCUUUGAAUAUUUCAUCUUUUGGCAAAUAUGCCAUUUCAGAACCUACUCUCGCUACCGAUUUACUUACCAAGCUUUUGGCCUGUCAAUCUAAUGAAAAGACUUCGAUUCAAAGCUGUGUGUCUACUGUCUUCGACACUUGCCUUGGGACUUUCAUUGAACCAAACAAUCUGGUUUACGACGUCUCCACCCCAGCCUUGCACAAAGUUUUGACAGAAUUCAAGGCUUGUCUAGGAGUGAAACCCGAGGACGAGCUUAUCACCGAUAAGUGUAGAAGCAACCGAGUGAACCGGAUUCAACGUCAGGAUGAAGCCGCGGACCGUACGCAUAAAGCGGUCUUAGCAAUCGCAAACUCUUCUAAAACCCAUUGGCGUUACGCAAUAGUUGCAAUGAGAUGUCUUCGUACUCUUGUAAGGAGAGAUAAGCCAUUGACAUCGGCUCAAAUGACCUAUUUCCUCGACUCCGUUCACGACAGUCAACCUACCAUUCGUUACUACGCACAACGUGCUAUACUGAAAAUUACGCGGACACUCAAGCUACGAACAUUUUGUACAAGUCCUGAAGAUCUUUAUUUGGGCCGGAAUCAGAAUCCCCUGAAACAAACCGUGGUGGUGGAUAACCCAUCCCAUGCCUUGUUGCAAAAGUUCUCGAAAGAUUACCGAUAUUUUAUAGACAUUAACCAGGAUCUCUUAUUUUGUGACAAGAACCCACAGGGCUGGAUAGCUUGGGGUCGUUCGAUAUCCCUUUACGAGCCUCCACAUCCCACUCACUCUUCACUCUUACCUUGGGAAUCUGCAAGUCAGGAGGCAGUAUCCGCGGCUUCUCAAAUCGCCACCCGUCCAGAAUUCUGGGAGAAGCUCAACAAAUAUUUGUCCGAAGAAAAUAGCGAAACAUCCAUGACCCAAGAUAACGUUUCCUGCAUUAAGUCUUUAUUCCAAUUACUGGAAGACGAGCCGUUACCGGCGGUCAAGCCAAUAUUAGAUGAAUUGCUCAAAGACAAGGAUGUUGACAAACAGCGUGCUGCCGCUGAAAUUGCUGCAGGUAUAAUCGGAGGCUCGAAGCACUGGCCCCUAAUCAAGCAAAAAAAACUCUGGCAGUGGUUCAAACCCUAUUUCAAAGUUAUUUUCAAUCAAAAUUUAAAAAGCGAUACAGUGGGAGUUUGGUCCUCAUUCCUUGAGUACAUCUUCUACAAAACUGACCCUCGGCGUGUUCAACCUCUGGUGGACUAUUUGUUCGAACUUUUCGAGACCGCGGACCUCAACACUGAGCUAUCUUUCGAUGCCAUCAAGUUCCUUUCGUUGUUCAGGUCAUGCUAUGAAGAACUUGGUUGGAAGUCUUUGGCAUGGCUGGAUGACGCUGUGGAUCGCUACUGGCGCGAACUUCAUAGUGAUCAUGACGAUGUUCGGUCAUAUAUUGCAGAACUUUUGGCGUUUGCGGACAAGAUCAAUUGGCAACCACGACCAUCUCUACCAACUGUUGAAGUUUUUGCUAAAGAAUGCAGAGCAUUACCUGUAGAUUAUGACAUCAUGGGCGUGCGGGGUAACUACAACCAGGGUAGAGUGGCUGAGCUUGUAAGGGACUUCAAAAUCUGGAGAGAGGAGCGAGUAUCUGGAGUUCGAGCGUUUCAGUCAAAGUAUGAUAGGGUCGCUAUCCUCGUGUGCAGAUGGCUCUUUCAAGUGGUCCAUGAUACAAACGCCGUAUGUGUGUUUGACUACAUCCUUCCUCUCAUGCCUGAGCUAUUCCAUUUCACCGAAGUGAAUGAUAACGACGAAUUAGCGAAUCGUGCCAACAUUCUCCUCGUAAGGAUGUGUGGUGUGAGCCCGCCUCGGCCCCUAAUACAUCCUCUCUUGGACACGAUCUUCGAAGCUAUUCAAUCAUCUCCUUCGUGGCGAGUACGAUUGAAGGCACUUCCUCUGGUCCAAGUAUUCUAUUUCCGACAAAUGCCCCUCAUUUCGGACGUUAAAGUGGUCCAAAUGCUCGAGGUUCUGGGUAAAUGUUUGGACGAUGAGGUGGUCGAGGUACGAGAAAUGGCCGCGACCACACUAUCCGGGGUGUUGCGGUUAUCACCCCGUAGCAGUGUUCUCACUUUGAAGAACCGUUUCGUGCGUUUGGCAAGGAACAGCCAUAUUCCUUCUAAAAAAGACCCCACCUACAACAAAUGUGUUCGACAACGACAUGCUGCUAUUUUGGGCAUUUGCGCGCUGGUAGACAGUUAUCCGUACACCGUAGAGAAAUGGAUGCCUGAACUAUUAACAAACGUAUUAGCAGAACACACUUACGAUCCGAUUCCAAUUUCUACCACAGUCCGCAAAUGUGCCCGGAACUUCAAGAAAACCCACCAAGAUACUUGGCACGAAGACUCGAAGAAAUUUGAUGACCAACAGCUCGCUGCGCUGUCCACACUCCUCACCGGUUCCUCUUACUGUAGGUCUUUGUCUAUUCAUUUGUGUGACGUGCUUACCACGGAUUUUGGUGUAGAUGCAUAA
Messenger RNA from Lentinula edodes (shiitake mushroom), 6057 nucleotides. RefSeq lists its product as uncharacterized. Gene Ontology annotation, cellular component: nucleus; cytosol. Lineage: Eukaryota; Fungi; Basidiomycota; Agaricomycetes; Agaricales; Omphalotaceae. Bases 1 to 6057 code for a protein of 2018 amino acids. Gene Ontology annotation, molecular function: peptidase activator activity; proteasome binding. The record is from RefSeq and is a predicted model, not a curated record. The transcript has 47 exons. Gene Ontology annotation, biological process: proteasomal ubiquitin-independent protein catabolic process.